AUGUCGAGCGCAGCUGUAGCGCGGAAUCCUCUUGUAUACUCAUUUCUCUAUGCGCCCUUCAUCCUCACGACUCCUCGCUCUACGAGCAAGAAGCUAUCACCGUCCGACCACAACAAUUUCGCCGUCAAGGAUGCAGAAAUCGAUGCAGCGGCAAUCCAAGCCGCCAGGGCCGAGUUGGAAGCUUUGAGACUCGCAGAGUCACAACAUGUGCGACAGAAAGUCCCAAAGCAGCAUACACCUGAAGAAGUACCCGAGCAGCAUGCGGCGGAAGAAGUCCCAGGUCUCGACGCUGCAUCCGAGAGCGCACCAUCAGAAAGCCCUAUCGAUGUCGAGAAGCCACUUGACGCGGCUUACACGCCUGGGCGCGAUAGUAAGGUGCAAGAGAAAUGGCGGCUCAAGUGGGAACUCACCCCGGAAGAGCAGCGGAGGGAGAGAGGCAGGCAGAAGAAGGCGGCGAAGAAAGCCGCAGCGAUAGCCGCCGACCACGAGAAGUUCCUUCAGCGACAACAAGCAAGAGAGGCGCGCGCAGCACUGAAGGAGGGCAGCCUACGGGAUAUGAUGACUUCGAAACUUGACAAGACCGGCAAAUUACGUACCUUACAAUCCUAUGACCUCAAUACGGCCGACGACGACGCAGAUCCAGACACAUCCAACAACCGACGACCCGACUGGGCCAAGCUCUCUCCGGAUGCCAUGCUUGGCAUCAAGCAGCUACACGCCUCCAACCCUACGAUGUACACCACGCCUGUCUUAGCAGACCAGUUCAAGGUCUCGCCCGAGGCGAUCCGGCGAAUAUUGAAAUCGAAAUGGCUCACUCAAGCAAGCCCGGCGGACGUACAGAGGCGGCGCGAGGCGUGGGCGAAACGGCACGAUGCGAUCUGGGAUCAGCAGAGCGAGUUGGGGCUGAGGCCGAAGAGGGAGAAGGAGAGGAGGGUGCGGGAUGCGAGUGAGGGGAUGGAUGAGUUCGAGGAAGGGGUCUGGCGGGAGAGGGUUCUGGAGGAGGCGAGGAGGGCUUGA
This is a messenger RNA of Cyphellophora attinorum, 1017 nucleotides long. RefSeq names its product Required for respiratory growth protein 9, mitochondrial. Lineage: Eukaryota; Fungi; Ascomycota; Eurotiomycetes; Chaetothyriales; Cyphellophoraceae. The record is from RefSeq and is a predicted model, not a curated record. Bases 1 to 1017 code for a protein of 338 amino acids. Gene Ontology annotation, cellular component: nucleus. The transcript has 3 exons.